AUGUACGUCAAUAUAAUAUCCAAACAAUCUUAUGUCAAGCGUAAUAAUCCGAAGAAUCAGCCCAUAUACAGUCAUAAAAAAUCUCGACCAAUCCGGAGCCUCGCUUACCGCCCGAAAGCUCUUGAACUUCAACUCCCGUACAUCGCCCGACACACUCUCCUCUCCACCUCUCCAACCCCCAACGUUCGAGUCACAAUGCCUGCCGCUAUCCCCCCAAUCACCGGCAUGCUCCGCCGGGGUCUUGUCCUGGACCUGAGCGUCGCUUUCGGCUUCGGUACUACCUUCGGUUACCUCUGGUGGUACGGCUUCCACCUUCCCCGCGUCCGUGAGCGUGAUACCUACUACGCUCGCCUCGAGGCCGACCGCGCUGCUGGUCGCGUCUAA
Molecule: messenger RNA, 384 nt
Organism: Penicillium odoratum
Lineage: Eukaryota; Fungi; Ascomycota; Eurotiomycetes; Eurotiales; Aspergillaceae
Product: cytochrome c oxidase subunit VIIa
Exons: 5
Coding region: 1-384 (127 amino acids)
Biological process (GO): mitochondrial electron transport, cytochrome c to oxygen
Source: RefSeq, a predicted model, not a curated record